Molecule: messenger RNA, 1807 nt
Organism: Chelonia mydas (Green sea turtle)
Lineage: Eukaryota; Metazoa; Chordata; Testudines; Cheloniidae
Gene: KCMF1
Product: potassium channel modulatory factor 1
Exons: 7
Coding region: 291-1436 (381 amino acids)
Biological process (GO): synaptic signaling
Cellular component (GO): plasma membrane
Molecular function (GO): zinc ion binding
Source: RefSeq, a predicted model, not a curated record
CCCAGACCCAGCCCGGGGACGCGAGCGGCCGCGGCGCAGCGGAAGCGGGGGCCAGGGGAAGGAGGCGGGGGGCGGCGCUAGGAGCCGGCGGGGCCCGACGAGAGUCACCGUGUCACGGCGCCCGGGAAGCUGCUGGAUCCGCCCCCUGGAGAGGCCGGGGCCGCCGCAACCGACCCCCCGCGCCCGCCGCCUCCUGCCCGCGCCGGGCUUAGCGCGCGGGGCCCAGGCCGAGCGGCGCCGAGCAGCCAGGGGAGCCCGGGACGGGCCUGGGCCGCCGCCUCUGAACUAGGAUGUCCCGACAUGAAGGUGUCAGCUGCGAUGCAUGUUUAAAAGGAAAUUUUCGAGGUCGCAGAUACAAGUGUUUAAUUUGCUACGAUUACGAUCUGUGUGCAUCCUGUUAUGAAAGUGGUGCAACGACAACAAGGCAUACAACUGACCAUCCAAUGCAGUGCAUACUAACAAGGGUAGAUUUUGAUUUGUACUAUGGUGGAGAAGCUUUCUCUGUAGAGCAGCCACAGUCUUUUACUUGUCCUUAUUGUGGAAAAAUGGGUUAUACGGAAACAUCUCUUCAAGAACAUGUUACUUCCGAGCAUGCAGAAACAUCAACAGAAGUGAUUUGUCCAAUAUGUGCAGCGUUACCUGGAGGGGAUCCUAAUCAUGUCACAGAUGACUUUGCAGCACAUCUUACACUGGAACACAGAGCUCCUAGAGAUUUAGAUGAGUCCAGCGGUGUUCGGCAUGUGCGUAGAAUGUUUCACCCAGGCCGGGGGUUGGGAGGCCCUCGCGCACGUAGAUCAAACAUGCACUUUACUAGCAGUUCCACUGGUGGGCUUUCAUCUUCGCAGAGUUCAUAUUCUCCAAGCAAUAGGGAAGCUAUGGAUCCUAUAGCUGAGCUUUUAUCUCAGUUAUCAGGCGUGAGGCGUUCUGCAGGAGGACAGCUCAAUUCCUCUGGCCCUUCCGCUUCUCAGUUACAGCAGUUGCAGAUGCAACUGCAGUUAGAACGACAACACGCACAGGCAGCACGACAACAGCUGGAGACAGCACGCAACGCAACCAGACGCACCAAUACGAGCAGUGUCACCACCACUAUUACACAAUCUACAGCAACAACCAACACAUCUAACACAGAAAAUAGUCAGCAGGCUAUCCAGAACUCUCAGUUUCUUCUUACAAGGUUGAAUGAUCCUAAGAUGUCAGAAGCAGAGCGUCAGUCAAUGGAAAGCGAACGGGCAGACCGUAGCCUAUUUGUUCAAGAGCUUCUACUGUCCACUUUGAUGCGGGAAGAAAGUUCCUCCUCAGAUGAGGAUGAGAGGGGGGAAAUUGCCGAUUUUGGUGCUAUGGGCUGUGUAGAUAUUAUGCCUUUAGAUGUUGCUUUAGAAAACCUAAAUUUAAAAGAGAGUAAUAAAGGAAACGAGCCUCCUCCACCUCCUCUUUGAUGACAUCCCACUUCGCAGACAAUGUCCUCUGUGCUGUAUUUGCCAAUGAAAGUGGACAACUACUAUCUUGGGUUUGUUUUGGUGAUUGUAAUUUCAGGUCUGUCACUCUUGUUACAUUGUGUACAUUCAAAAGGAAGAGAGAAAAGAUAUAUAUGAUAAUCAUUUCCACUUAACUAAUUUUUACUUCUAGCAGGUAAAUGUAGGUUGCAGUGCAGAGGAGAAACCUCUGUGUUCUGUACCUUGACAUGCAAAAGGCUCUCCUAAUACUCCACGUUCAAACUGAAGAGGAAAAAAUGAAAAAUCUCUAAUGAAGCUGCUGUGUGUAUUUAUGAAUAUUAAUGAAUAAAAACUGCUUGGAUGGUUUACCUUAA